UUUUAAGACAUGAAACGCUGGAUACUCCGAAAAAAUGCUCACUGAAGUCACUUCUUUGCAACUCUCGAGGUUCUCUCUAGAACAAGUACAUAUUAGCCACUGGUGGCAGCUGCUAUUGUACGCCACUGAGAUGUACAAUAAGCACCUAGCAACUUCCACCAUUGAAGGAAGAUCUUGAUCCUGUCCCCCACCAUUUAUACGUACACUUUUCCCGUUUCUAUACACGCUUUUUCCAAUGUUCAAUGCAAUUAAAUGAUAACUCUGUUAUUCCUUUAUUCGGGUCGGAUUGCACAGAUGGAUCCUCAGGGGGUAAUGAUGAAUGAAGGGGGGCGGCUGUAUAACUUAGCAGAGAUGUGGCCCGGGUUCCAGAUUAAUGCCAAUGAAACGCGGUCUGACAAUUUGCCAGCAAUUAAUCCGGGUUUGGAUUCGAAUCCGAUGGUUAUGGAGAAGAGAUCGGAUCAUAGUCCGAGUCAGAAAUCGAGGAAGCAAAGGGAUGAAGAUACUGAGGGAGUUUCUACUAGCAACAGCAAUGGCUACAACCAUGCUUCCAUGAAUAGAAGUGAUAAUAAAAGGCAAAAGGUCAUGGCAUCAAAUGAAAAUCUUGAAACUGAGACGGAUGGAGACGGGAAUUCACAUAAGGUGGCGGAGCAGCCAGCAAAACUGGUGGAGCCGCCAAAGCAAGACUACAUCCAUGUACGAGCGAGAAGGGGUGAAGCUACUGAUAGUCAUAGUUUAGCCGAGAGAGCAAGAAGGGAGAGGAUAAGUGAGAGGAUGAAAAUUCUCCAAGAUUUAGUCCCUGGUUGUAAUAAGGUUAUUGGCAAAGCACUAGUUCUUGAUGAGAUAAUUAAUUAUGUACAAUCUUUACAGCGUCAGGUCGAGUUUCUUUCAAUGAAGCUUGAAGCAGUUAAUGCAAGAGUGAAUCCUAUAUCUCAGCAGCCAUUUGAUAAUCCUGGCGGGGUAUUUGAUUCACAAGCUGCUAGAAAAUAUGAUAUAAAUACAACACCAGAAUGGUUUCAUAUGCAGAUAGGUGGCGCGUUUGAAUGAACAUCGUGAGUUCAUAAUCUUCAUAGGAUCGUAAAUAACAAUAAGAAGCUGUGUUCGAGAAGGAUUAAUAUCUCAAGAAAAUAAAUUUGUGCUUCAAUGAUGCAACGAUGUAUUUCUUUCUCGAAUCACAAAUGUAUUGCAUUUACAUUUCAUUAUCAGGUGUGUGACUGCUGCAUCCCUUGGGACUUUCUGAAACUCAUAUUAUAAAAUCUCCACCCUUUAGAUUUUCGAA
This is a messenger RNA of Olea europaea var. sylvestris, 1276 nucleotides long. RefSeq names its product transcription factor BHLH094-like. Gene Ontology annotation, biological process: regulation of DNA-templated transcription. Gene Ontology annotation, molecular function: DNA-binding transcription factor activity; protein dimerization activity. Bases 253 to 1044 code for a protein of 263 amino acids. Gene Ontology annotation, cellular component: nucleus. The transcript is spliced from 6 exons. NCBI's taxonomy places the organism in Eukaryota, Viridiplantae, Streptophyta, Magnoliopsida, Lamiales, Oleaceae. The record is from RefSeq and is a predicted model, not a curated record.